Molecule: messenger RNA, 3090 nt
Organism: Trichosurus vulpecula (common brushtail)
Lineage: Eukaryota; Metazoa; Chordata; Mammalia; Diprotodontia; Phalangeridae
Gene: SCARB1
Product: scavenger receptor class B member 1
Exons: 13
Coding region: 184-1713 (509 amino acids)
Biological process (GO): cholesterol efflux; recognition of apoptotic cell; plasma lipoprotein particle clearance
Cellular component (GO): cytoplasm; caveola
Molecular function (GO): scavenger receptor activity; lipid binding; low-density lipoprotein particle binding
Source: RefSeq, a predicted model, not a curated record
AGAGUUGCGAAGUCAAAGCAGGCGAGGGGGCGGUCCCUCGGAGCAGGAGAUGGCACAUAAAACGGUCGGGGCCCAGGGCCACUCCUCCUCGCCCCGCACCGUGGGCUCCGUGUCCAGCUGCCCGCGCCCGAGCCCACCUUUCCCCACCGAGCGCCCCGGGCGAGCCCGGGGGCCCCCAGUGCCAUGGCCCGUAAGCUCGGAGGGCGCAAGACUACCGUGAUCUUGGGGCUGGUGGGGCUGCUCUGCACGGUCCUGGGCGCCGUCAUGAUCUUCGUGGUGCCCCAGCUGAUCAGAAAUCAGAUCUUCCAGAAUAUCAAAAUCGACCCCAGCAGCCUGGCCUACGGAAUGUGGAAGGAGAUCCCCAUUCCCUUCUACAUGUCUGUAUAUCUGUUCAACGUGGUGAACCCGGAGGAGGUGCUGAAGGGGGAGAAGCCCUACAUUGAGGAGCGGGGGCCUUACGUCUACAGAGAAUACAGACAGAAACGAAACAUCACUUUCAAUGACAAUGACACGGUGUCCUUCUUAGAAUACCGGUCCUUUGAAUUCCAGCCUGAAAUGUCCCAGGGCUUAGAAACCGAUUACAUCGUGAUGCCCAACAUCUUGGUCUUGGCGUCCUCGGUGAUGAUGGAGAACAAACCCAUGUCCAUGAAGGUGUUAAUGAGCCUGUCAUUCUCCAUGUUUGGCCAGCGGGCCUUCAUAAACCGAACGGUGGGGGACAUCUUGUGGGGUUAUCAGGAUCCCCUCAUCAAUCUGCUGAAUAAAUACUUCCCUAACAUGUUACCAUUUAAGGAUAAAUUUGGCUUAUUUUCAGAGUUAAACAACUCCCAUUCAGGAGUGUUCACUGUGUUUACGGGGGUCGAAGACUUCAGCAAAAUCCAUCUGGUGGACAAGUGGAAUGGGAAGAGCAAGUUAAACUUCUGGAAUUCAGACCAGUGCAAUAUGAUUAAUGGGACAUCUGGACAGAUGUGGGCCCCUUUCAUGACUCCAGAGUAUAAUCUUGAGUUCUACAGCCCAGAGGCUUGCCGGUCUCUGAAUUUUGAUUAUGAAAAGUCAGGAGAGUUCAAGGGUAUUCCUACUUAUCGAUUUGUGGCCCCUAACACCUUAUUUGCCAACGGGUCUGUCUACCCACCGAAUGAAGGUUUCUGUCCUUGUCUGGAGUCGGGAAUCCAGAAUAUGAGCUCUUGUCAGUCAAGUGCCCCACUCUUCCUUUCCCACCCACAUUUCUAUAAUGCAGAUCCCGACCUGGUUGAGUCUGUGAUUGGGCUUCAUCCCAACAAGGACCAGCACUCCCUGUUCCUCGACGUGCACCCGGUCACCGGCAUCCCCAUGAACGUUUCUGUCAAACUGCAGCUGAGUCUGUAUACCAAGGCUGUCUCAGGCAUUGGGCAAACAGGAAAAAUCAAGACGGUGGUUCUUCCUCUCAUUUGGUUCGAAGAGCGUGGUGCCAUGGAAGGCCAGACCCUGGACGUGUUCUAUAACAGACUGGUAUUAAUACCCAAGCUGAUACAGUAUGUUCAGUAUGUCUUAAAUGCCUUGGGCUGCCUGUUCAUUGUCAUCACUCUCAUCCUUAUUAUCAAGAAUCAGGAAACCUUCUUUUUAUUUUGGAGUAGUAAUAAAAAGGUCUCAAAGAAAUCAGAGGCCAUUCAGUCCUAUUCAGAAUCCCUGAUGACCUCUGCUCCUAAUGGGACAGUGCUGCAGGAAGCCCGACUGUAGAGGACAUCCAGUGCUACUCUCCACGAAGGGCUGGGCCCCCAAUCAAGCCAGCUCCCCAGCUCCCAGACUCCCCUCCUCCAGGACGACCCCCACGAUGGACAGCCUGCCAGUAGCGAGUCCUGAGUGACCUUCCCUGCCUGGCCGUGGCAGCCGUGUGGCUGUGAUGUCACCUUUAUAUAUGUACAGCCAUGAACACACACGUUUCAUGUGUGUGUGUGUGUGUGUGUGUGUGUGUGUGUGUGAGUGUGUGUGAGAUAGAGAGAGAGAGAGAGAGAGAGAGAGAGAGAGAGAGAGAGAGAGAGUGCGAGAGAGUCAAAGAUGUGUAAAGAAGAAAAGAUCUCAAGGACUCUCAAAUUGGGCAUUUGGGGAUGGGAGGUUUUAUGAGAGCCAGUCUGGGAACAGCUUGACACUUGACUUCUCCCCUGAUUUACACAUCCCUGGGCCUGUCCAGAUGCCAGGACCCCAGAACACCUUGGAGGUGUUAGGUCUGGUCCUCCCCUGCCCCCUCCUUGAGUACUUCUUUCCCCCUCUCCCUCAAAAGGAGCCAGGAUAAACUGUACUGCACAACCAACCAAGUGAACACAAGCUGACAUGAGCCUUACCCCCAUCCCCCGUUCCCUCUCUCCUUCCCCUCCCCAUGUAGUAAUGUCUUUGGUGCCCUGGUUCUGAAACCCAUCACUUCCACCUUAUUAGAAUUUGCCCAGGCUGGACUCGGAGGCUCACUCCACAGAGAUUAACUAGACUUGCUGCUCACUUGGGUCCUUUAUGGCCUGGGCACCCCAGGGGCUGAGGCCACCACUGGCGGGGACCCCUUGGGCCCCUGGUGCUGAAGGGCUGGACCAGUGGUCGUCUCAUCUGUACCCAGGGAACAGGCUAGGUGCCGCCUUCGCUUAUGGAACUCACUUAAACAGCCUGGGGUUUAGGGUAGAAGGCCCAGCAUUACCACCCCUUUUUGGGUUGUGGUCUCUCCGAUGGCCAUUUUAACUCUCCAGGGUCUAAACACAGAUAUGUCUGGUUUUUAAUGUUUUCAUCGUUUUUCUAUCUUGUUUCAACAAAUGUCUGUUCCAGGGGGAUGUGGUCCUAGGACAUUCCCCGUUGCAUUCUUGGGGACGCUGGAAACCCCCUUCCCUAUGCCCAGGACUCUUUGCUCCUCCAGGGAAACAAAGCAGGAUUAGGGAGGAAGAUCUCAGGGCCCCUGCAUCCCCUUGGAGCUGGCAAACUGAUGCUCUGGCUUCCCUAGGGUGGGAGGAACAGUGUUUCUGGUAUCCUGGACAAACGUCUGUCUAUUUUAUCGCUUUUUUUCUACUAGAAAAAAUAAAAGAAAUCUCAUUCACUUUAAAAGGAUAAAUUCACUUUAAAAUAAAAAUAUUAAAAACA